CUUUGAGGCGCCUUUUGACAAUAAUUUAUAUAUGUGGGCCUUGGCUGCAUUACACUUAUGCUCGACUUUGCACCAUUUUCUUACCUCCUACAUAUACCCUGGCAUUUAGCAUUAAAUGAUGCCUGAAAGCCGAGGGCCCGAAGCGUUAGCAGUUGUUAUAACACUGUAUGUCACAAGCUUUAUAGCUAUAGGCCUUCGACUCUACACCCAUGGUUUUAUUUUGAAGCACUUCUUCGCCGAGGAUUAUAUAUCAUUAGCUUCCUUGAUAUUAUAUACAGCUUACACAAUCUGCGCGGCUCUUUCUAUCAAAUAUGGCGUGGGCUCACAUGUCGUCGAUGUGCCGCCUGAUAAUCGCCCAAAGGCUAUUUUUUAUAGAUGGAUUCUCACUUUCAUAUAUGUUAUUCUUUCAAUGUUAACUAAAUGGAUUGUGGGUAUAUUUCUCCUACGAAUAUGCCCACGUAAACGCUGGCGACAAAUCACCAUCUGGACCAUUUUGGCUGUGAUUACUAUAUUCAGCCUGAUCUAUGAGGUGUUCGCUAUCCGGACUUGCGAUCCAAUUGAGCUACAAUGGACCAGAUAUAAUCCCAUCCCACCUACCGAGGGUAGUUGCAAUGCAACAACAUUCGCCACAGUCACGACAUACAUCUCAGCCUUUCUCAGUGUUGUCGCCGACUGGAUAUUGCCCGCAUUGCCAGCCACCCUGGUAUGGAAAGCGCAGAUACCACAGCGCGAAAAGAUCUCCAUCAUUGUCUUGCUUGCCUUAGGGUCUGUUGCCUCUAUUGCUACAAUCGUUCGCAUUCCUUUUGCAAAAGGCUAUCUUGAUAACCCAGAUUACCUCUAUACAACCGUUGACCUGGGCAUUUGGAGCACGGUUGAGAUUGGAGUUGCCCUAACUACUUCAUCUCUUGCAACACUCAAACCGCUAUUGAAACAAAUGCGUCUUUUCAGCACUAUAUCAUCAUCUGAGAGACUUGGCUCUUACUCUGACGAAAGAAUUAAUAACACAGCAAUUGUAAGGAAAAUAACUGUCACCAAACGAGUGGACGUUUCCUCUGCCCCCAGAGGCGAAGGAGAGUCAUGGCGGAAUAAACGGGACCGCAAAGAAUCUAUGGAUGUGGAAUUGGUUAGUCAACGAGGCGACAUGUAUUUUCCUGACAGAAAUCAGGGUUCCGAUAUUGAAAUAGGGCUCCACAAAUGAUACUAAGAUAGUAAUAGCCGUGUGUAACAUGAACUUUGAUACGCUCCCUGUGUAUAAUAAUUUUGGUGGCUAAGAACAUGGCAAGGAAAGAAAUAUUUGGCUAUGUGAAAUACCACUGUUGCUACAUGAAAGGAAUAAGGCUACUAUGCAGG
Trichoderma asperellum CBS 433.97 is the source of this 1350-nucleotide messenger RNA. RefSeq lists its product as uncharacterized. NCBI's taxonomy places the organism in Eukaryota, Fungi, Ascomycota, Sordariomycetes, Hypocreales, Hypocreaceae. The record is from RefSeq and is a predicted model, not a curated record.